AUGGAGCUCGGACGCGUCCGACCAUUUGCUGGCACAGGGCUGGGGGAACAUCCCGACAUCCAGACCGGAUCUGAUGUCGGUCUAUUUACUUUCUCCACAUGCUGGAUCUAUAGCAAGUCGAGGCUGGUUGUUGAGUGGACUGCUCUUGUCCUUCCGUCAUUCACGGCGGAAAUCCGGGGCUUGGCGCGGAUUACGGGAUGGCGGACUUGA
Messenger RNA from Aspergillus welwitschiae, 210 nucleotides. RefSeq lists its product as uncharacterized. Lineage: Eukaryota; Fungi; Ascomycota; Eurotiomycetes; Eurotiales; Aspergillaceae. The transcript has a single exon. The record is from RefSeq and is a predicted model, not a curated record. The coding region runs from base 1 to 210 and encodes 69 amino acids.